Aspergillus alliaceus is the source of this 1398-nucleotide messenger RNA. RefSeq names its product ubiquitin domain-containing protein DSK2. Gene Ontology annotation, molecular function: polyubiquitin modification-dependent protein binding. NCBI's taxonomy places the organism in Eukaryota, Fungi, Ascomycota, Eurotiomycetes, Eurotiales, Aspergillaceae. Bases 1 to 1398 code for a protein of 465 amino acids. The record is from RefSeq and is a predicted model, not a curated record. Gene Ontology annotation, biological process: ubiquitin-dependent protein catabolic process. The transcript is spliced from 2 exons. Gene Ontology annotation, cellular component: cytosol.
AUGGCUGAUGAUACCGCCACGGCGGAGGACUCGCCCAUCACCUUUAAUAUCAAAUCUUCCAAUGAUGCUAAAUACACACUGACUCUUCCAUCGUCGACGCUCGUGGCAGAGCUGAAAGAAAAACUUGCGACAUCGGAAUAUGCAGAUACUCCGGCGGAGCGUCAACGCCUGAUUUACUCAGGGAGAGUGUUGAAAGAUAAUGAAACCCUGUCUACAUACAAUAUCAAAGAUGGACACACCAUUCACUUAGUUAAAAGUGCUGCUAGCAAUCAGCGCCAGACUGGUGCUUCUCAGACUGCCUCGACGUCUACUCCGUCAGGCACCUCUGCUACUCCGGCUACUGGUGUUCCCACAAACCUUGCGGCCGGUACAGGCAACAACCCACUGGCUGGUUUGACCGGCGCGCGAUACGCUGGGUUUGCGCAACUUCCAGGAGCUGGAAUGUUCGGCCCAGAUGGUGGCAUGGGCCCUCCUCCCGACGCCGACUCCAUGCUCAAUAUGCUCGAAAACCCCCAGUUUCAGUCUACGAUCAAUGAGGCUUUACAAAAUCCAGCGAUGAUUGAUAUGAUGAUCCAACAAAAUCCCAUGCUGCGCGAAAUGGGUCCCGGCGUGCGGCAAAUGAUGCAAAGCCCAGAAUUCCGUCGUAUGCUUACCGACCCCAAUUCGCUUCGCCAAGCGAUGCAGCUUCAAAGAGCCAUGGGUGGCGGUGGCGGACUUGGUGGCAGCGCAUUCCCUGCACCGGGAGUCACGAACACGACACCAGAGGACGGCCAAAACGGUCAGAAUAACAAUGGCACCACGCCUGCCGCUGGCGCCCCUCCUUUCAACCCAUUUAUGCCUCCCAGCCUGGGAGCUGGAAACCCUUUUGCUGCCCUUUUCGGUGCCAAUCCAGCUAUGGGUGGCGCAAAUCCCCCCAGCGCGGCGGGUAGUGGCCAGGCCGAGACUACGCAGAGAGCUGCCGGGGAGACUACUGGGAGCGGUCCUACCACAGCAGAGGGUCAAAAUCAACAAGCCGCCCAGAAUCCAUUCGGAGCGCUUUUCAACCCUGCCAUGUUUGGUGCACAAGGCGGCCAGGUGAAUCCUUUCAAUCCCCAGCAAAAUCCUUUCCUUCGCGACCCCGCUCUACUAUCGCAGAUGAUGCAGGCAAUGGGCGCUCCUCCAGGAGAAGGUGGUGCAGGUGCCCUUGGCGCCAAUCCUUUGGCGGCUCUUUUCGGAGGCAAUGGGUUUGGAACUCCAUCUCCACAAGACAAUCGACCACCUGAGGAAAGGUAUGCGGAACAGCUUCGCCAGCUUAACGACAUGGGCUUCUACGAGUUUGAAAGGAAUAUUGAAGCCCUACGACGAGCAGGUGGGAGUGUACAAGGUGCAGUGGAAUACCUUCUGAGCCAUCCUUCUUGA